This is a messenger RNA of Linum tenue, 348 nucleotides long. The record is from the annotation of a GenBank genome assembly. NCBI's taxonomy places the organism in Eukaryota, Viridiplantae, Streptophyta, Magnoliopsida, Malpighiales, Linaceae.
UUUCAAUUCAAGCUGAUAGUUAUGGAUGUUAAUGUCUCGGGUGAAGGUAAUAUUGACCCACAACAGCAUGAAGAGAACGUGUCUGUUACAUGUUCAAACCCAAUAUCAAGAUCAAGGAAAUCUUGUCCAAACAAGUCUGGUUCUCGUCGCACAUCGGAUGUUUGGGGAGAUUUUGAUUUGUUCGAUUGCGUGCAUGAGGGAAAGGCAAGAAAGAAAGCAAGGUGCUUAACUUGUGACAAAGAGUAUUUCGCUGAUUCAAACUUGGGCACAUCAAACCUAAGGCGACAUAGCUAUACUCAUAAACCAGCACGUAAGUCAAACAAUCUUUUUGCUGAAUUUGACGAAGAG